Nelumbo nucifera (sacred lotus) is the source of this 2505-nucleotide messenger RNA. Its product is annotated as L10-interacting MYB domain-containing protein-like. Lineage: Eukaryota; Viridiplantae; Streptophyta; Magnoliopsida; Proteales; Nelumbonaceae. The record is from RefSeq and is a predicted model, not a curated record.
CUGUCUUCCUGCACUGGAUCGAAAUCGACCCCAUUACACGCUGGAGCUUGGUUCCAUUUCCUUUUCGAUCUGAAGCAGCUAGAUCUCAUUUUCAACUCUACAUCCCGAAAGUGAUGGUCCUGAUGGAUCUGCUUCUGUUUUUUGAGGAUGCAUUUAAUUGAAGAAGGAAUGGAAGGAACAGACAUCCAAGCCAUUCAAACUAUGCCAAGUGGUGACCGUCCUAGAACUAAAUGGACAUCAACAAUGGACCGCUAUUUUAUUGACAUUAUGAUAGAACAAGUGCAUAAAGGGAAUAAAAUUCGGAAUACAUUUCGAAAAAAGGCAUGGGAAGACAUGGUUGUUUUGUUCAAUGCAAAAUUUGGAUCACAGUUGGACAAGGAGAUUUUACGGAAUCGAUCAAAGAAGUUGAGGCUUAAGUAUAAUGCUGUGAAGGUUCUUCUUGACCAAAACGGAUUUCAUUGGGAUGAGACACGAAAAAUGGUUAUAGCAGAUGAUCAUGUCUGGGAUGAUUAUCUUAAGGUACACCCGGAGGCACAAACAUACAGAACCAAAACAGUGCCAAAUUAUAAUGAUUUAUGCAUAAUCUAUGGAAAGGAAGCUGUUGAUGGAGCAACUGAUUGUUCAGAUCACAAUGUUAAGCUUGAUAAUGGUAUCUCAGGAAUGGAGAUUGUUGCAGUUACUGCAGAUCCACAAUCUCCUGCAGUACCAACUGGCCGUGAAGAUCUUUGUUUGGUAAGAUGUCCUGAAAGGAUAGAAGGAAUGGAUAAUCAAGUCCCCUCCAGUAGUGAGCGUUCAAGGACAAAUUGGACUCCGACGAUGGACCGUUAUUUCAUAGACAUUAUGAUAGAACAGGUUCAUAAAGGGCAUAAAAAUGGUAAUAUAUUUCGUAAAAAAGCAUGGGAGGAAAUGGUUGUAUCCUUCAAUGAAAAAUUUGGAUUCCAUUUGGACAAGGAAGUCCUGAAAAACCGCCACAAAAAAUUGAGGCUGCAAUAUAAUGCCAUGAAGAUUCUUCUUAGCCAUGGCGGGUUUCACUGGGAUGAAACAAGACAAAUGGUAACAGCUGACAAUAGUGUUUGGGAUGAUUAUCUGAAGGUUCACCCUGAAGCACGAUCAUAUAGAACUAAGACUGUCCCAAAUUAUAAAGAUAUGUCCGUGAUAUAUGGAAACGAAACUGCUUACCAUGGAUCAGUUGAUGAUGCAAAUCUUGCUGAUGACACUCCUAAAGUCAAAAUUUCUGGAGUUUCAGGGGCUUCACAAUCACCAGCUGUGUCUGUUGUUCCUGGAGAUCCAGGUGUGGUAAGGACUUCCCUAUUUGUUGGAGGAAUGGAUAACCAAGACCCUCCAAGUAUUGAUCAUUUGAAGACUAACUGGACUCCUCCAAUGGAUCGUUAUUUCAUGGAUAUUAUGUUAGAACAGAUAAGUAGUGGGUGCAAGAUUGGUAGUGCAUUUCGAAAAGAAGCAUGGACACAAAUGCUUGCACUGUUCAAUUCAAAAUUUGGAUUAGAACUAGACAAGGAUGCUUUGAAGAAUCGACAUAGAAAAUUGAGGAUGCAAUACAAUGCUAUGAAAACUCUUCUGGACCAUAGUGGGUUUUGCUGGGAUGAAACACGACAAAUGGUUACAGCUGCAGAUAUUGUUUGGGAUGAUUAUCUCAAGGCACACCCAGAAGUGCGAUCAUAUAGAACUAAAACUCUGCCAAACUAUAAUGACUUGUGUGUGAUAUACGGAAAUUCAAGUACUGAUGGAAGACACAGCUGUUCCGGGCAUGAUGCUGAUCCUGAAGACACCCCAGGGGUGAAAAUUGAAGUAGAGGGGCCACAGUCACCAACCUCUGCUGCCCAUGGAGAUCCAGUGAUUGAUACACAAGAAUCUUCAUCGUAUUCAGCUGGGGCCGUGGAUACAUUGAAUCAACAGAACAAGCGCCCAAUUGUAGCACCAUUGACCUUUGCAAAUUCUAGAAAAAUGCCAAGGAACACUGAUGAGUGUAUGAUAGAAGCUCUUCGUGAAAUGGCACAUGCAGUUACAUCAUUGGCAAAUAAAAAGAAAGACAAUGAGGUCCCUAGUACACUAGAAAAGGUAGUUAAUGCACUUCAGGCUAUACCAGAUAUAGAUGAAGAUCUCUUUUUAGAUGCUUGUGAUCUGCUGGAGGAUGAACAAAAAGCAAAGAUGUUUCUGGCUCUGGAUUCCACAAUCCGCAAGAAGUGGUUGAUGAGGAAGCUUCGGCCUUAGUGACCUUACCUAUCGGGUGAUAUUUAACUAGUAGUUUGUUUUUUCGGAUGUGCAUUGACUUGUUAACUUAUUGUUCGUAGCGAGUACUGUGGAAAUCAGUGUCUUCUAGUAUUUUUUGAUAAAAAGAACUGAAUCUUCAACUAAUGUUAAUGUUGAAUUUUCUGCUUAUCUAACAAUUCUCAUCCAAUGUUUUCCUUGUACUUCUUGUAAUUAGACUGGUAACUGUUGGCAGCAGUAGAGAUCUAUAAUAUACAUUGAGUUCUUACGGUUCAUUUA